Messenger RNA from Sorex araneus (European shrew), 6087 nucleotides. RefSeq names its product zonadhesin (gene ZAN). Gene Ontology annotation, cellular component: membrane. The coding region runs from base 1 to 6087 and encodes 2028 amino acids. The transcript is spliced from 39 exons. Lineage: Eukaryota; Metazoa; Chordata; Mammalia; Eulipotyphla; Soricidae. Gene Ontology annotation, molecular function: protein binding. The record is from RefSeq and is a predicted model, not a curated record.
AUGGAAGACCUCAGACGUGGCUUCUACAUGCUUCUGGACCCCACAAACGCGAAGGGAGGGCAGAAAUCCACGCUCGUGAGCCCCAAGACGCAGUCGUCGGGGUGCCUGAGCCUGUCCUUCCACUACACGCUCCGCGGCUCCUCGCCCGGGGCCGCGCUGAGCGUCUACGCGCAGGCAGUGGGCAGCAUCCGGAAACACACGCUCUUCUCUGGCCAGCCCGCCGCAGGCUGGCAGCCGGUCUCCGUCAAUUACACGGGCCAGGGCGCCCUGCAGUUCAUCAUUGUCGGCAUGUUUGGAAAGGAACCGGAGCCCGCCGUGGCUGUGGAUGAGAUCAGCAUCGUUCCCUGUGGGGAGACUUUGCCGCGUUGCGAUUUUGAAGAUGACGACCAUCCCUUCUGCGACUGGUCUCAGGUGGCAGAGAGCGGCGGGGAGUGGACCCGGGGAAGUAGAACCAGCCCCGGGACUCACUUCAUCUACCUGGCAAGUAACAAGUUCUCCCAGGAGGGCCAGAACUUCCGGCUGCUGAGCCGCCCCUUCUGUGCCCCAGCUACCAUCUGUGUGGAGUUUUCCUACAGCAUGUUUGGCCUUGGAAACGGCACGACCCUCAAGCUGCUACUCGGCAGUCCUGCGGGCUCCCGUCCAAAAUCUCUCUGGUGCCAGCAGGGGUCCCAGAAACCCGACUGGCUGAAAACCUCCAUCACCGUCCCCUCGGGACUCCCGCAACCCAUGCAGCUGAUCCUGAGUGCCGUUGGGGGCUCCAACGUGGCCUUCAUUGUGGCCGUGGGCUUCAUCGGGAUCAAUCACGGGGCCUGUCGAGAGAUCUGCCCCGCAAAUGCCCACUUCGAGAGGUGCGGCUGCCUGGCGUCCUGUAGCAACCCCAGGCCCAGCUGUGGCAGCCACUGCGUGAGUGGCUGUGUCUGCAAUUCUGGCUAUUUGUUCAGUAAUAACAGCUGUACCGAGGCCUCUUCCUGCAGCUGCUUCUACAAUAACAAUUACUAUAAGGUCGGCGACACGUGGUUCAGUUCCAACUGCUCGGAGCGAUGCCGCUGCUUGCCUGGCAGUCACACGAGGUGUCAUAUGGCUCACUGCGGGACAAACUCGGUGUGCCAGCUGAAGAACGGACAGUAUGGCUGCCACCCCUAUGGCUCUGCCAUCUGCUCAGUUUACGGAGACACGAACUACCUGACUUUUGACGGGAGGCACUUCCGCUUCAUGGGCAAAUGCACCUACGUCUUGGCCCAGUCCUGUGGCAACUUGACAGAGCCGUUCUUCAGGGUGACGGCGAAGAACGAGGGGCGAGGGCAAGAAGGCAUGUCCUGUGUGAGCAAAGUCUACGUGACCCUGCACGAGAUAGCUGUCACCCUGCUCAAGGACCGGCGGGUGCUGGUCGGGGGUCAGCUGGCCACACUGCCGGCCAAUCCUUCCAGUGGUGUCUUCCUGUUCCCAAGCGGGCGCUUCGUGGAGCUGCAGACGCCGUUUGGGGUGUGGCUCAGAUGGGACGGUGACCAGCAGCUGUACCUGAGUGUGCCCAGCGCCUACGCUGGCAAACUCUGUGGCUUCUGUGGAAACUACGAUGGAGACAAAAGCAACGACAAGCAGAAGCCGGAUGGCAAAAUGGCGGCAGACGAGGAGGAGCUGGGCAGGAGCUGGCGGACAGCGGAGGACGAGGACAAGGAGUGUCAAAAGGGCCACGUGUCUCCUCCGUCCUGUAACUUGGCCUUGCUGAGUCGCCUGUCGGGGCCCAAGAUGUGCGGCCUGCUGGUGGAGGAACGAGGCCCCUUUUCGGCCUGCCUGCCACAUGUGCCAGUCACCACGUUCUUCAGGAAUUGCCUAUUCGACAUGUGCAACUUCCAGGGCAUGCAGCAGAUGCUGUGUACACACCUGGCGGCCCUGACGGAGACCUGCCAGGAGGCCGGCCUCGCUGUGAAGCCUUGGAGGGGGCCCGAGUUCUGCCCUCUGAGCUGCCCUGCAUUCAGCAAGUACACCCUGUGUGGCAAGUCGUGCCCUGGCAUCUGCCACUCCAACUUCUCGGGCGUGAGCUGCCGGGACCGCUGUGCCGAGGGCUGCCAGUGUGACCCCGGCUACGUGCUCAGCGGCCUCCAGUGCGUGCACGCCGGCCAGUGCGGGUGCCUGGACCCCACCAGGGGCUACUUCAAGGUAGGGGAGCAGUGGUACAAGCCGGGCUGCAGACAGCUGUGCGUGUGCGAGGCCAAGCAAGACAUCCGCUGCUUCCCAGCUAAGUGCUCGGAGCGCGAAGUCUGCAACCUGCAGGAGGGCAAGUACGGCUGCCACCCCCAAGGGUACGGCGUCUGCACCAUCUCCGGGGACUCCCACAUCCAAACGUUUGAUGGGGCCCUGAGCCACUUCUUGGGCACCUGCACCUAUGUGCUCACCAAGCCUUGCAGCGCCAGGGUCUUCGAGAGCCACUUUGUCGUGAGCGCCUCCAGCGAGUUCCGCUUGGGGAACCAGGACACCACGUUCGUCAGCGCCGUGCACGUGGAAGUCUACAAGGUCAAGAUCUCGAUGCUCAAAGGCUCCAGGGUCGUGCUGAACGGCCAGCGGGUGCUGCCGCCCCUCAGGCUGCUCCAGGGCCGCCUGCUCGUGCGGCUCAGCGGCGUCUUCUUGCGCCUCUCCACCGACUUCGGGCUCCAGGUGCGCUACGACGGGAACCACCUGGUGGAGGUGAAGGUGCCCUCGACCUACGCGCACCGCCUCUGCGGCCUGUGCGGGAACUAUAACAACAAGACUCUGGACGACAACGAGCUCGUGGACCGGAACCACCCCUGGAAGAUCCGGGAGGCCUCUGAAGCCGGCUGCUACACCACCAUCAAGUCGCAGAGUUGUGUGAAGAAAGAGAGUUUAGAACCCUGGGAAAACAACUGUUCCAUCCUACUGAACCCCCAAGGACCCUUCUCACAGUGCCACCAGGUGGUGUCCCCGAACGCCAGCUUCUUCAGCUGUAUGACCAGCCAGUGUGUGAGCAAAGGCAGCCCCCUGGCUCUGUGCCGCUCCCUGCAGGCCUAUGCCACUCUGUGCGCUUCAGCCGGCCAGGCCCUGUCCUGGAGGAACAGCUCGGUCUGCCCCCUGCCGUGCCCAUCGGGCAGCAGUUACAGCCCCUGCGCCAACCCCUGCCCGGCCACCUGCCUCGACAUGUUCUCCCCGACGGACUGUGGCCCCGCGCUGCCCUGUACCGAGGGCUGCGAGUGCCAGGAAGGCUACAUCCUGAGCGGUACCUCCUGUGUGCCCCUCAGCCAGUGCGGCUGCACUCAGGGCCCAGACGCCUACCACGCGGUCGGGGAAAGCUGGUACUCGGACGAGACGUGCUCCAAGCUCUGCUCCUGCUCCGCGUCCAACAACGCCUCCUGCCACCAGGCCUCCUGCGGCCGGAACCAGCAGUGCUGGGCCCUGGACGGGCUCACUCGCUGCCGGAGCGCAUAUGUGGGUGUGUGUAGCAGCGUCCUACAAGAGCACUACUACUACGUGAGUUUUGACGGCACCCAGCACACACUGGGCGGCAACUGCUCCUACAUCCUGGCCAUGAGCUGCCACUACACGGCCAACACGCAUUUCUUCAAGAUCACGAGCCAGAAUGGGCCGCUGGAGGGCGCCGCCUGCACCCUCACCCAGCAGAUAAUCGUGCAGGCCUUCGACCUCCAGAUCACGAUGCAGAAGAACCACGGGAUAAACGGCACGCAGGUGCAGCUCCCCUACAAAGACCAGGGCGUCGGGUUGGAAGGCGAGUUCCCCAAGCAGAGAUUCAGCGUCACCGCCGCUAACGACAGCAUCCAGCUGACGCUCAGCAUCGGGCUGAUCGUGAACUUCAAGUCCGACGGCAGCUACUUACAGAUCCAAGUUCCCGGAGCCUAUUACAAGAAAGUCUGCGGCAUCUGCGGGAACUAUAACGGGGAGCAGGAGGAUGAGCUGAUGAUGCCCAGCGAUGAGCUCGCCCAGAGCGACGCGGAAUUCGUCACCAGUUGGCAAGAUAAGGAGUUCAGCCUGAAUUGCCCAUCAGAUGCCCAGAAGGCGCAGACGGAACCCACACCGCAGCCCGAGAGCAGCUGCUGGCAGGCUGACCUAUCCCAGGCUCAGGAGCAGUGCCAGGCGGCCUUCCAGAGUCCGGCCUGGGUCAGCUGCUCUGCCCACGUGAGUCUCGAGCCCUACCUGCUGCGCUGCGUCCACAGCCUCUGCAGGUUUGGGGGCCUGAACCAGGCCCUCUGCGAGUCUCUGCAGGCCUUCGAGGCCGCCUGCCAGGCGCAAGGGUUCAAGCCGCACAUCUGGAGGAACAGCAGCUUCUGCCCUCUGGAGUGCCCCGCCCACAGCUCCUACACCACGUGCAUGGGCCCCUGCGUGCCGGCGUGUGGGAAGGCCAAGUGCUCGACGCAGCCUCAGCCUGAGGCCGGGUGCCGGGAGGGCUGCGUGUGCCAGCCCGGCUUCCUGCUCAGCAAGAAGCUGUGUGUUCCCGAGAGUCACUGCAGCUGCACGAACCCAGAGGGCAGGCCCCUGCCUGGCGGGCAGAUGUGGGUGUCCAAGGACUGCGCCCAGAGCUGCAUGUGCACCGCGGGGACCCUCCGCUGCGAGCCCUUCUCCUGCCCAUUCGGCUCCCACUGCCAGCCCAUCCCCCAAGAAGGAGGCAGCUGCAAGCCGGACAGGUCGCAGCUGUGCUCGGUGUUCGGGGAUUCGCAUUACCUGACGUUCGACGGUCUCCUCUACACCUUCCCCGGCCGCAUGACCUACACCCUCCUCAGGACGGUCAGCGAGCUGCCCCGUGGCCUGGAGCCCGUGGUCGUGGAGGGGCGGAACCACGCCUCAACCCGGAGCCCGGACCCGAAGAGCGUGUACACCCUGCAGGAGGUGACCGUGCGCAUCCAGGGCCACGUUAUCCAGAUGCAGAGCAACCUGCGGCUGGUGGUGAACAAUCAGAGGAUGACUGUCCCCUUCAGUCCCAGCAAGUACCUGCAGGUCAGCCUGCGGGGCCACCGCAUGUAUCUGGUCACCAGUUUUGAGCUGGUGGUCAGCUUCGACGGGAAGGACAACGCAGUCAUCUCCCUGCCCACCACGUACCAGGGCCUGGUGCAGGGCCUGUGCGGCAACUUCGACAAGGACAAGUGGAACGACUUCACCACCCCCAGUGGCACCCCUGUGCAGGACGCCAGCGUCUUUGGCAGCAGUUGGGAGGUGAAGACGAACCCCAGAGGGCUGCGUCGCCUCUCCAGGGCCGUCAGGGAGGAGGACGAGGGCCCGGCUCCGUGCAGCGGGGAGCAGCGGGCGCUCAGCAACAGCUCCCAUGCCUGCGGCGUGCUGCUCGACCCCCAGGGGCCCUUUGCCGCCUGUCACCGUGUCGUGGCCCCGGAGCCCUUCCAGGAGCACUGCGUGCUGGCCCUGUGUGCCCGCCGCGAGCCGGGGCUGCAUGAGGAGCUCCGCUGUCGGCUCCUGGGCGGCUACGCCAGCACCUGCCAGGAGGCGGGCAGCACCCUGGGCGGCUGGCGGGAGCACACCCGCUGUGCCCUGGCCUGUCCAGCCAACACCAUCUACCGGAGCUGCAUGAGCCCCUGCCCGGCUUCCUGUGCCAGCCUGGCGGCCCCCGGGGCAUGCACGGGCCCGUGUGUGGAGGGCUGCGCCAGCCUGCCCGGCUUCGCGUACAGCGGGGCCCAGAGCCUGCCUCACAGCCACUGCGGCUGCACCAGGGACGGCCGCUACUACCAGGGUGAGAGCGUCGUGAGUGAGGACUGCUCCCAGCGCUGCACCUGCGCCCGCCCAGGGCUCCUGCUCUGCCGGCCCCUGCACUGCGGCCCAGGCGAGACCUGCACGCUGGGCAACCUCACCCGGGGCUGCUUCCGGGAGAGCCCAUGUCUGCAGAACCCCUGUCAGAACGACGGGCGGUGUGUGGAGCGGGGAAACCGCUUCGUCUGCGAGUGUGAGUCGGGCUACGGGGGAGACCUCUGCUCGGAGCCUGGGGACAGGCCACGCCCCCCAGAGCCAGACACGUCCAGCCUCGUGCCCAUCGGGCUGGGAACGCUGGUGCUGAUGACUGCGCUGGCGCUGGCCCAGCUGUGUGCCUCCCGCACGAGGAGGAAGAGGAUGCAGUGA